GAGGACAUGCAGGAGCUUCUCUCCUGUACGAACAUUAUCUUUCACUGUGCAGCCACUGUACGCUUUGAUGACACUCUCAGACAUGCUGUGCAACUUAAUGGCACUGCCACCCAGAAGCUGUUGCUUAUGGCUAGUCAGAUGCCUAAGCUGGAAGCCUUUAUACAUAUCUCUACUGCCUUUUCAAAUUGUAACCUGAAGCACAUUGAUGAAGUUAUCUAUCCGUGCCCUGUGGAGCCAAAAAAAAUCAUCGAUUCCCUCGAGUGGUUAGACGAUGCUAUUAUUGAUGAAAUCACACCCAAGCUGAUUGGUGAUCGGCCCAAUACUUACACCUACACCAAGGCCUUGGGAGAAAUGGUGGUGCAGCAAGAGAGCGAGAACAUGAACAUCGCCAUCAUAAGGCCCUCCAUUGUGGGAGCAACUUGGCAGGAGCCUUUCCCAGGUUGGGUUGAUAAUCUAAAUGGACCUAGUGGACUCAUUAUUGCGGUGAAAGGGUAUCUUCGGGCCAUAAAAGCUACUCCGAUGGCUGUGGCAGACUUAAUUCCGGUUGAUACAGUUGUCAAUCUCACACUAGCUGUAGGAUGGUAUACUGCAGUUCACAGACCUAAGUCAACGUUAGUCUACCACUGCACAUCUGGUAACUUCAAUCCCUGCAAUUGGGGCAAAAUGGGAUUCCAAAUCUUGGCAACCUUUGAAAAAAUCCCACUUGAGAGAGCUUUCAGGAGGCCAUAUGCUGAUUUUACCACCAACAACUUCACAACCCAGUACAGGAAUGCGGUCAGCCACCGGGCCCCUGCCAUCAUCUAUGACUUCUAUCUGCGGCUCACUGGAAGGAAGCCCAGGAUGACAAAGCUCAUGAAUCGGCUUUUAAGAACUGUUUCCAUGAUGGAGUAUUUUGUCAACCAGAGUUGGGAAUGGAGCACAUACAAUACAGAAAUGCUGAUGUCUGAGCUGAGUCCUGAAGACCAGAGAGUAUUCAACUUUGAUGUGCGCCAGUUGAACUGGUUGGAAUACAUUGAAAAUUAUGUUUUGGGAGUUAAAAAAUACUUGUUGAAAGAGGAUAUGGCUGGGAUCCCAGAAGCAAAGCAACACUUAAAAAGGCUCUGAAAUAUUCACUACCUCUUUAAUACUGCCCUCUUCCUUAUCGCCUGGCGCCUUCUCAUUGCAAGAUCUCAGAUGGCUCGGAAUGUCUGGUUCUUCAUUGUAAGCUUCUGUUAUAAAUUCCUCUCCUACUUUAGGGCAUCCAGCACACUCAAGGUUUAAGAACAUGUUGUCAUCGCUUUUUAUCUGGAACCUCUCAGAUACCUCUAAAACAGCAAACUGUGAUUCUCAAGAUUAGAAAGUAGCAAGGAAUAUGCCCAAAUUGUCAGAUGUCACAUGUGCUGUCAUGUAUUUGUCCCUAUUCCUUAACUAUAUAUUUUUAUUUCAG
Molecule: messenger RNA, 1426 nt
Organism: Saimiri boliviensis boliviensis (Bolivian squirrel monkey)
Lineage: Eukaryota; Metazoa; Chordata; Mammalia; Primates; Cebidae
Source: RefSeq, a predicted model, not a curated record